Daktulosphaira vitifoliae (grape phylloxera) is the source of this 762-nucleotide messenger RNA. Its product is annotated as nucleoside diphosphate kinase-like. The record is from RefSeq and is a predicted model, not a curated record. The coding region runs from base 1 to 762 and encodes 253 amino acids. Lineage: Eukaryota; Metazoa; Arthropoda; Insecta; Hemiptera; Phylloxeridae. Gene Ontology annotation, biological process: negative regulation of oxidative stress-induced intrinsic apoptotic signaling pathway. The transcript is spliced from 3 exons.
AUGACCUCAUUGAAUUGUAGCAGCUUAUCUAGCAAUGUAAUACCUGAACGUAAAUGGUCUAUUAAUUACAUUCAAAAUAAACAAUUUCAAAAUUUAUCUGAUAUUGAAUCUUAUUCUACUUUAUAUUCUAAUGUGUCACUAUUUGAUGAAUCUGAAUUAAAUGAACAAUGUGUUGUUAUAGAAUACACAUUAGCAAUAAUAAAACCUUCAAUCACUAAAUAUAUGUACAAAAUUGAAAAUAUCAUGUCUCAAAAGGGAUUUGUAAUAAAAAAAAAAGAUAUACUUCAUUUAAGAAAAGAAGAAACCUCAGAUUUCUAUCGAGAACAUACAUCUGAAUUAUAUUUCACAAAUUUAGUAGAAUACAUAUCUAGUGGCCCAAUAGUAGUUUAUGUUUUGAUGAAGAAAAAUUGUAUAGAUGAAUGGAAGAGAUUAAUUGGACCAACUAAUGUCAAAUAUGCAAAAAAAAAUUUUCCAUUCACGCUAAGGGCAAAGUAUGGUAUUGAAUCUGGAAAUUUUCCUGUUAAAAAUGGAUUUCAUGGAAGUAGUAAUAGGCACGCAGCACAAAAUGAGAUAUUGUUCUUCUUUCCAAAUAGUGAAAUAGAUGACAAUAAUUUGAAUAUUGAUGAUACGAUAGAAUUUUUACAGGAAAUUAUGAUGCCAACAAUUUCAAAAGGCCUUGUGGAAUUAUACAAAGAAGACCCAAAUGAUCCUCUCAGAUGGUUCGGAAAAUGGUUACUAUCGACCAACUCGAUGAUAAACUAA